Panicum virgatum (switchgrass) is the source of this 2592-nucleotide messenger RNA. Its product is annotated as cyclin-T1-1-like. Gene Ontology annotation, molecular function: cyclin-dependent protein serine/threonine kinase activator activity. The transcript has 5 exons. Bases 872 to 2173 code for a protein of 433 amino acids. Lineage: Eukaryota; Viridiplantae; Streptophyta; Magnoliopsida; Poales; Poaceae. Gene Ontology annotation, cellular component: cyclin/CDK positive transcription elongation factor complex; nucleus. The record is from RefSeq and is a predicted model, not a curated record. Gene Ontology annotation, biological process: regulation of transcription by RNA polymerase II; positive regulation of DNA-templated transcription, elongation.
GCUUACUGUUGAACCUAGCAUAUGUGGGGGGUUGUUGCUCUGUACUUGACCUGAUUUUGUGUAUUUAGGUAGGAUUGGUGAAGGGUAUGGUGCUAGCCUUCUCUAUCUCUAAUUAACAAAUUCAGGGGGUCAGACCAUGAUUUAUCACUGAUUAUGAUUUUUUGGCAUAGUAAUAAUUUAUUAAUGCCUCAUUACAUGACUGUAGAAACCAGAUGCUUGGCCUGGCUUUCACAUGUAUUGGGAUAAGAGGGAUGCCGUACUUACCUAUCUGUUCCUACAGAGUCCCUAACUAACCAUUUUUCCAUUGUUUUCUUGAGAGAUUAACUAACUUCCUUUUCUUGUGUAGAUGCUUUAGAAGUAUAAAUAUUUUUCUUUAUGGCCAUCAGACCCUAACAUUACCUGACUAUGUACCUUUGCGGGGUUUAGUCGAGGGUAUUGUGUCAUAAGAAAAUUACACAAGUGUGUGGGUCUACAGAUGCACUCAAGAUGGCUCCAGGUGAAAUAUGUCUACGUGUGCACACUUGGGUAUGCAUUGUGUUGUAUCGGUCGCUCGAGUGGCAUAAAGCAUGGUGGUUUUUUGUUUUUUAGUGAAAGAUGUGUUGUAAUUGUUCCCGAGGAAUUGAACAAUUUUUCCAUCUUAAACAAUGGGUCUGGAUGUGAGUUUUAGCUUUUAGCAACUUACCUGGAGCAUGUAAAAUUGCAAUCGUGGACGAAGGUGUGAUUCUUUUGGAGCAACUUUAUCAAACUUGAAGCAGCACUUACUAAUAUAAUACUCUUGCCAACUGUUGCAACUGUUUGCAUAUUUCUUGCUUCAAAGAUUGAAGACACACCUUGCUCAUUAAAAAGUGUCAUCAUUGUGGCAUAUGAAACAAUGUAUCGGAAAAACACUGAUGCUGCUAAGAGAAUCCACCAGGAGGAAGUUCUUGCUAAGCAGAAAUCCCUAAUUUUGGUCGGGGAGACACUAUUGCUUUCAACCAUUAGGUUUGAUUUCAAUAUACGUCAUCCUUACGAACCACUAAAGCUUGCUCUGAAGAAUCUGGGGAUCUCCCAGAAGGAAGUGAGGCAAGAUGCCAUGAGUAUCGUUAAUGAUACGCUUCCGACUACAUUAGUUGUGCAGUUCAAACCACACUUCAUUGCUGCUGGAUCGCUCUUCCUUGCUGCUAAAUUUCAUAACUUUAUACUUCCUUCCCAAAAUGGUAGAGUAUGGUGGAAUGAGUUUGAUGUUGCACCAAAGCAGUUGCAAGAUGUUAUACAGCAAAUGACUGAGUUAUUUAAGAAAAGGGACCCACGCUCAAUGGGUGCUGUUAUCAAGCCAGUGCCAACUUCUACUCCGACAGAUAAACAUCAGGUCAGGCCGACUCCAAAUUUAACUACGACUCGAACAAAUAAACAACAGAUCAACCUGGCUGUGACUCCGACGAAUAAACAGCAGAUCAAGCAGACUCCAACUCCGACUCUGACAGAUAAACAUCAGAUCAAGCCAUCUCCAGUUCCAACUCCAAUAGAUAAACAACACAUCAAGCUGACUCCAAUUCCAACUCCAAUGUAUAAACAGAAGAUCAAGACGAUUCCAGCUCCAACUCCAACUCCAACAGAUAAACAGCAGAUAAUAAGCACUCUAGAUCCUCCUGUGAGGCAUACACAAUGUUCAAGGAGAAGUUCUAGCAAUAGCAAUACAGAAGCUUAUGGACACAUGCUUUUGGGCAGUUCAUUUGAUGACAAGUCCACUGGCAGGUCAACAAGGUAUGAAGAGAAUCAGUGUCGGCGAAGGUAUCAGCGAAAAUACAUAAAUCAUAACUUGGAUCAGAGGUUAGGGGAACAGUCUUACCAGGGCAUUCUGAAGACUGCUUGUGUUAAUGAAGCAGGAAUCAAGUCAUUUGAGUAUACCAGCAGGCCAGCAAGGCGAACAUAUGAAGAGAUUUCAUAUCAGCGAACACACAUAAAUCAUAACUUUGAUGCUGUUGAUACGGAUCAGAAGUUAGAUGAACGAUCUUGCUGGGGGACUCUGAAGGCUGACUGUGUUAAUGAAGCAGGAAUCAGGGACUUGAAGAAAAGAAGAGUUCAAGAGGGCACAGGGCUGCAAACUAUUCAUACAUAUGAUUCAAAUGCAUGGAGGUUUGAGAGGCAAGAUAGCUAUUUGAAACAAAUUCAUCUUGGGAGAAACAGAAGGUAGUGAGAAGAUAUAUUAUAUAAUUUCCUUUUAUUCGAUAAUAAAAGACUGGGUUGUCUGCUAGACUGCUAAGUGAGACAAAGGUGUCUUCAAACAUAAGAUGUGGACGGUCUGUAAAUUAAGUUACUCGUGCACAUCAAAUGCACCCAGCUUGCACUGAAAUGCCAACAAAUAUUUUUGACGCUGUCUAAGGCUUCUUGUUGGUGCGAAUGUACAUAGAUGAAAAUAGCAGAUUCUGGACUCUAAUGUCAUUCUUUUUUUUUUUGUGUGUAACCGAGCUGUAUGGCUAAAACAAAUUUUGUAGACCGAUGCUUCGACCUGUAUAUAAAUUUUUGUAGCAAUGUUCUUAUGUAUGUAUGUUAGAUUGCAGUCACCUCGUAGUUUGAGGUCGGUGUCCCAAUACUGCAUACUUUGUGAGAUCA